AUGGUCAAAGUGAAUUGGUUGCAGCGCUUGACCAAUUACGGCCUUUUGCACGUCUAUUGGCUGGUCCAAACUUUUGUUCACCCCCAUUCGACGGACUUAUCAGUCCUUCGAAAGUCCAGCAGCCGAUAUCGCCAUCUACCCGGUUUCGAUAGCCCACUCACCUUUGAAAUGUACUCGGGCUAUCUACAGGGUGCAACCCCCAAUGUCCAAUUACACUAUGUUUUUGUCGAGGCGGCGAGUGGCUCUGCCACCGCACCCCUCGUUCUCUGGCUCAAUGGGGGUCCUGGUUGCUCCUCUCUCAUGGGCAUGUUCACCGAAAACGGACCUUUGUUUUAUGCCAACAUUGUCUAUAUUGAGGCUCCAGCUGGGGUAGGAUUUUCAUUUUCUCGUGAUGGCAACGUCACAACUGAUGACGAUUUGGUCGCCGACAAUAACUACUUCGCCCUGACCAACUUUUUUGGGAAAUUUCCCGAAUUCAAGGGUCGUGACUUCUACAUAAUUGGGGAGAGUUAUGGCGGAGUCUACGUGCCCACCUUGGCCCUUCGUGUUGUAAAUCACCCCGAAGUGAAACUCAAGGGAAUCGCAGUGGACAAUGGGCUCACGAGUUACACCCUGAAUGAUAACUCACUUCUCUACUUCGCCUACUAUCAUUCGCUUAUCGACGCGAGUCUUUGGGCAGAUCUUGUGAACUACUGCUGCGAUGGUAAACUGGUUGGUCGCUGCCUGUUUACAUUGAAUCGCUCCCCUAAAUGCCAGGACGCCGUGAGAAGUGCAGCCAGUAUCCUGUCGUAUGGAUUAAACAUGUAUAAUCUCUACGCUCCCUGCGAUGGCGGUGUUCCUGAAAAUGGCUCAUCGAAAGUUGCGAAGACAAAUCCAACUUAUAGACAUCUAUUCUCUUGGCGAGGCAUUAUUGAAAGACUCAGCCGCAGAUAUGACCAAUGGCUACGAAGAAUGCGUGUUUUCUCCUUUGGUCCUGUAAAACGACGCCGGUCGAGUGUAAUUUCUCGGGAGCAGGUCGAUUGGGGCAAUUUGUUCAGAUUUCUACCAAAACGCAGCGAGGGCUCUCUUAAUGGGAUGGUGCUUAAGUGCUCCGACGAUUCCAUUCAGAUAGAGUAUCUCAACAUGCCAGCGGUCCGGUCAGCUCUUAACAUUCCUAAAAGCGUACAGGAUUGGUCCGUCUGUGACGAUGAGGUGUACACACAGUACAAGCGUAUCUACUUCGAUCUGAGUAAACAGUACCGGACACUGUUGGAAAAGGGGAUUCGAACUCAUAUUUUCAAUGGCGACGUUGACAUGGCGUGCAACGCUAUUGGCGACGAGUGGUUCGUCAACGACAUGGGAUUACCUCUGAAAGUCCCUCGACAUCCUUGGUUCUUUAACGCUACCGACGGCACCAGACAGAUCGGCGGCUACAGGAAGAGCUUCUUGGUAGAGGUUUCCAGUACGACUCUCACCUUCUCGACAGUACGUGGCGCGGGCCAUAUGGUGCCCACAGACAAACCACUGCCCGCUUUCACCCUCUUUAGCGAUUUCCUCUGGGAUCUCAACUAA
This is a messenger RNA of Echinococcus granulosus, 1551 nucleotides long. Its product is annotated as Lysosomal protective protein. The coding region runs from base 1 to 1551 and encodes 516 amino acids. The record is from RefSeq and is a predicted model, not a curated record. The transcript is spliced from 11 exons. NCBI's taxonomy places the organism in Eukaryota, Metazoa, Platyhelminthes, Cestoda, Cyclophyllidea, Taeniidae. Gene Ontology annotation, biological process: proteolysis. Gene Ontology annotation, molecular function: serine-type carboxypeptidase activity.